GGUGUCAGUGCGCAUGCGCGGUGCUGGAUGAAGUUCUGGUUGGUGUUAGCCGGGUUAGCCGCCGGGUUGUUAGCUGCGGGUUGGAGAGAUGAGUGGAGGAGCUGUAGAGCGGGCUCUGAAAACCCACUUCGGGUUCGAGAGGUUCCGGUCCCGGCAGCAGGAGGAGGUGGUGAGGGCGGUGCUGGAAGGUGAGCGGGAUGUGUUCGUGUGUAUGCCAACCGGAGCAGGGAAGUCUCUGUGCUACCAGCUCCCGGCACUGCUGGCCACGGGCAUCACACUCGUCAUAUCUCCUCUCAUUGCUCUCAUUCAGGAUCAAGUCGAGCACCUUAAAGAGCUAAACAUCCCGGCACGCUCCAUUAACUCCAAGCUUCCUGCGGGAGAGAGACGGCAGAUUCUGGAAGAUCUGGAGAGCGAGAGUCCUGUGUUGAAGAUGCUCUACAUCACUCCUGAGAUGGUGGCCUCCCCCUCCUUCCAGCCGUGCCUGAGCUCGCUGUGCUCCCGGGGGCUGCUGGCUCGCCUGGCGGUGGACGAGGCUCACUGCGUCUCCCAGUGGGGGCACGACUUCCGGCCCGACUACCUGAAGCUGGGCGAGCUGCGCGCCCGCCUGCCCGGGGUGCCCUGCGUGGCGCUGACCGCCACGGCCCCCAAACGCGUGCAGGAGGACAUCGCUCGCUCCCUCAGGCUGAGGUCUCCCCUCACCUUCUCCACACCUGUGUUUAGGAAGAACCUGAAGUACGACGUGAUCUUCAGAGACCUGCUGCCUGAUCCGUACGUUCACCUGCACGCCUUCGCUAAAGAGGCGCUCGGGGGGAGCUCAGCAGAGAAGGGUUGUGGGAUUGUGUACUGUCGUACUCGAGAGAGCUGUGAGGAUGUUGCUCACAGACUGACUAAACUCGGGAUCGUAGCUAAACCCUACCAUGCAGGGCUGAAGGCUGGAGAUCGUACUGAGUCGCAGGCUGACUGGAUGGCCGGUAAAGUUCCUGUCAUUGUUGCUACCAUCAGCUUCGGGAUGGGAGUCGACAAAGCCAACGUUAGGUUUGUAGCUCACUGGAACGUGGCUAAAUCUCUGGCUAGUUACUAUCAGGAGUCCGGGCGUGCAGGACGCGAUGGCAUUCCCUCGUCCUGCCGCAUUUACUACUCUCGCAAAGACCGAGACCAGCUCAACUUCCUGAUCCGCAAAGAGGUCUCUCGCAAACAGAAAAAGCGUGGUUCAGAGAAGGAGCAGGAUAAAGCUGCUAUACAGGACUUUGAGGCCAUGGUGAACUUUUGUGAACAAGAGGGGUGCAGACACGCCACCAUCUCCCAGUUCUUUGGAGACCAGAAGCCCAACUGUGCCGGCUCCUGCGACUACUGCCAUAACCCUAAAUUAGUUCGAGCUCAGCUGGAGAGAGCCGCCGCCCUCAGCACCAGAACCGGCCCGGCUCAGAGCUCUGAACCCAGAGGGCCGUUCGGGUUUGACCGGGAGCUCUACGCUGGGGGGAAGAAGGGCUACGGGUUCGAGAGGCAUGAUGAGGAUUGGGAGGGCAGUGGAGAGGAAGAUUCUGAGAAACGCAAGAAGGAGUUUGGCGAUAUGUUUAAGAAGCAGAUGAGUUUACGCAAGGCAUCAGGAGGGCCAAAAGAGACUUUUGUUCCACCAGACGCUGAUUGUCUGUUAAAGGAGGCCAGCAGUCAGAGGAUCCCCCGGCUCACAGUGAAGGCAAGGGAGCACUGUCUGUCUCUGUUGCAGGAGACCCUGACCAACCAGAGAUCUGUAAGCAAUCACACAAACAGCUCAGACUCUACGUCUCUGGCUGUAGAAAUCGAGUAUGAAGUGUUCAAAUCCUGCAAAUCAGCAAACCUUUACAAGGCUGCAGUUCUUAAAAGGGUGUCUGAGCUGAAGAAAGGUGCUGGUGAUUCAGUGGUGCCCCUUGUGGAGGAGGGUGGAGAUGCACGUGCGUCUAGUGUGAAUGAAGAGGAACGUAAGGACACUCAGAUGGAAGCAGCUUCCUCCUCCUCCUCUUCUUCAUCAGUUGUUCCUGAAGAACAGCAGGGCUUUACUUCAGCCUCUCAGAUCUAUUCACUGAAGAGGAAGCGUGUAGGAGCAGGGUAUCGUGGGUCGUCCAACCCCUUCCAGACAGCAGCAGAACUUCUGAAGACGUCUCAGAACGGGAUUCCCACUUCUGAAGAACCUGCAGAUGAGGAACUGGAGCAGGAGAGAAACCAAGAGAGCAAAAGAACCAAAACAUCUCACUCUUCCUCUAAAUCUUCAUCUUCCUCUAAAUCCAAAACCACAACCACACCCUUGAGCAGCCCCAGUAAGAAAGCAGGCAAAGCUCUUACUAAAAAACAGCAGAAACUGGCGGAAGCUGCCAGGGACUCGCACUGUAUAUCACAGUACUUCGGGAAGAAGAUGGACGACGGUCCAAAAAAGGAGGAAACUGUUCCUUCAGAGCUUGAGGAAAGAGGUGCUUCUGUGCUUCCUGAAGCUCAGGAUGGCACUGUUUCAGUCUCAGCUUCUUCUUUAGACACAAACGCUAAUAAUCACACUGAAGAUGAAAGUUCUACAGAUGUGGAAAACUGUAUAGAGAAUCAUACUGUAGAUGUCAGAUAUCCUGUGGAUACAGAUACAGUUACACUGGAACAGACAGCUGAGGAUGUGGAGGAUGCUACAGUAGCAGCAGCAGCAGAGCCAGAACAGCCUCAGGAAAUGAGGAAGGAGAAACCGUCUGAUGCCUCACGAGUCCCAGCUGAAACACCAUGUGAAGAAAAAGAGGCGAAAGAGAGUCGCGUGAGAUUUAUCCGUCCGCCCAACGACACCAAACGGAGGGUGACCUUUAACCCUGUGCUGCAGGAACACAAGGUGGAGGGUUUGAACCCGAACAUCGAUCAGAUCUCCCAUCAGCCCGUGACUCUGAAAGAAGCAGCUGAUAUUGUGGUGAAAAUACUGGACCCUUUCUAUAAAAAGGGCAAAUUUGCUACCAAAGAUCUGUUCAAGUCAUUUGCACGAUUCCUCUCUCAUCUGCUCGUAGAAGAAAAAGCCAAAGACAGAGUGAAAGUAAAAAUGGAGGCGAAAGGUUUGAUUAAGCGUUUCUUCAGCAGCGUUCAGCGCUGUGAGAACGAGGCGGACUGGAAGUGCCUGCAGAAAGCGACCAGCACUAAAACCAGCUUAGCAGCAGCAGAUAGAACUACAGCACAACAGCAGCAGCAGGAGGAAGAGAGAUAGGGCUUAUCUGUAUCCUCUCCAGACCUUCUUAUUGGUCCUUAUUACAGCCAUAACCCCGCCCCCUUCUCAGGGAUACUGUACUGCUGUACGCAGAUCAGACACGGCUGCAAACCUGAAGGAAACGUGUGUCUGAGUGAAACUGACGCUAGGCUGCUUCCACUGGUGCACUUUAACGCCUGAAUAACUGAAGUUUUAAACCCUUUAAACCCGUACACACUGUGAUGUAGCUUCGUUUUUAGCUGCUGCGUAUUUCUCUGUUUGUUUUAGAACAUAUAUUUUGUCUUUGUUUUACGCUGCAUGGAUUUUUUUCGUUCUCAGAUCCCUAUGAAAUGUGUAAAAAAAAAAAAACAA
Astyanax mexicanus (Mexican tetra) is the source of this 3553-nucleotide messenger RNA. It is a transcript of the gene recql5, whose product is annotated as RecQ helicase-like 5. The transcript is spliced from 19 exons. Bases 89 to 3202 code for a protein of 1037 amino acids. The record is from RefSeq and is a predicted model, not a curated record. Gene Ontology annotation, molecular function: ATP binding; 3'-5' DNA helicase activity; nucleic acid binding. NCBI's taxonomy places the organism in Eukaryota, Metazoa, Chordata, Actinopteri, Characiformes, Acestrorhamphidae. Gene Ontology annotation, biological process: double-strand break repair via homologous recombination. Gene Ontology annotation, cellular component: chromosome; cytoplasm.